AUGGCUCCUUACUAUCUGACAUGGACGCAGAUGCGGCAGCCAAUGGGCCUCUUCUCUAAUGCCUCAUCAUUCUCGCCUCCAUUAAAACCGGAGAUGGAAGCCAUGAGUUCAAGAGCAGAUACCAGAUGGCCAUGGAUGGAGUCCCGACAGCAGGCAGCAGAGGAUCUACAAAGAGUCAAUAGCACAGUGCGAUCUAUCGAGGCCCGAUGCGACGUCUCCUAUAUCUCCGCCCAAACCAUCAAACAAUGGCUGGAGAACCAAGAGAAAGAGGCGUCCAGCGAGUUGAGACUACAGUUGCUGAACGUCGGCAAAGCGCUCAGCCUAAUCAACGAGUCAAUGAAAGAUCUGGAGGCGACCUUACAUAAGGUUACGGAGAAGAAUACUGCCAUUGGUCCUAUAACUGGCUACAACUGGACUUCCAACGGCUCAUUGGGGGAUAGCUGGCUGAAGGCAAAAUUCGUAUUCAAUGUGGAUGCUCUCAAGGGGCAUCUGGCAGAGUUGCGUGAGCACGGCGGUUUGCUACAAUUUACCCUGACCACGCUUCAAGUGUACGCAAGCGAUGUCCUCAGAGAUGAGUUGAAAAGCCGACAGGACCCAAGAUGCACGCCGUCGGCUCCUGGAAGAUCAGCCGCGUCGUUCCGGCACGUUGCCGCUCGAGCAUUCGCGAUCCGACAAGCAUAUACCAUACGGCGAAAGCCGCAGGAAGAGCAGGGGAGCCAUUUAGCAAAAGUGACGACGACGAAUGUGCCUCCCGCCUCCCAAGACCAAUCGUCCGCUAUACCGUCCGCCUACGAAGAAUUUCUUGCUAUCCAUGACACAAACAAAAAGACCGAUCUACCACGAAGAAAUGGCACAUUACCGUCUCCCGCGAAUGGACUCAAGAUUGCCCAUGCCCAGAAAGCAGACACGUCUACUACACAAAAUGCCAGCUUACUGGUCAGUGGGCAGCUACAAGAGACGAGCCAUCCAGUGUCACAAAGCGUUCCGAAUGUGCUCCCUCAUGAAACAUUUGGCGCUACUCCCACUCCUUUACCUCGAGAUGCUUGGGGUGUACCAAAGUUAUCAGCGGAAUCAUUUCGGGAAGAGACAGGCUCUGCGCGAUCGCUGCCAGAAUUGCCUCCACAACAACUGAUGGACGAUGUUUGGCAAUCAAAGGAGUCGACGAACAACGACAGCGAGCUACCACCUCGGCUGUCAAAUGACGUGAUAUGUGCGACUGUAUCGCAAAAUGAGGACGGGAGUCGCAAUCAUACUGAUCAGGAGGCAAUCAGACCUUCCGUCACCGCCGUAGAGACAGCUCCACCUAGCGCAUAUAGUCCAAGCGUUCCAAAUGCCGGAGUCUUAUUAAUGCAUCAUUCGCAAUCCAAGGCUGGCCUUCGUCUCACCGAUAACAUGAGCAGGGUAUCUCUCCUGACAGCAAAUACAGCAGACUCUGCUCCAAACAGUCGGGAUCCAAGCUUAUUCAGUAAAGGUUCAUCUGUGUGGACCGCGGACUCUGCAUUCACACCAUCGUCAACUCACUCUGACGCUCGCGGUACCACAUUUCCAGCACCUCCGCUUUCUUCCGUGUAUCCUAUACGGAGGAAACCGCUCGGAUCCUCAAAGUCUCAUGAUAGUCUUCUGCCCUCAACGAACGCAUUUUUACAGAUAGACUCGUAUCAUGAGCACGCUACGGCGGCUUCAGUGACACGAGGAACAAUGACGCAGUCUCCGACACCUCUAGAGAGCGUCGAGGUAGUUGGCGGGCCUUUUCAAGACACCCAACCCGGGCCAGAUGGUUCCCCGCUGCUGGUACGAGCUGCAAGUGAUGGUCUGGGGGAAAUUGUGGAGAAGCUGCUCGCCAAUGGAGCCCACAUUGAAGCUGUCCACAGUGAGACAAAACGUAAUGCUUUGAUCGAAGCUUCGGUACAGGGGCACCACAACAUUGUCGAUUUGCUUCUGGACCAUCGUCGUUCGCAUCAGCAUCUAGACUCGCAGCAUAUGAGUGUGCUACAUCACGCUGCCAAAACGGACAUCUCCUUGUUGCAAAGGCCCUUCUAG
Letharia columbiana is the source of this 2040-nucleotide messenger RNA. RefSeq lists its product as uncharacterized. The transcript is spliced from 3 exons. Gene Ontology annotation, molecular function: protein binding. The record is from RefSeq and is a predicted model, not a curated record. Bases 1 to 2040 code for a protein of 679 amino acids. Lineage: Eukaryota; Fungi; Ascomycota; Lecanoromycetes; Lecanorales; Parmeliaceae.